AUGAAAGAUGGAGCUGAACAGUCAAUUAACUCAUCCACAUACCUGUGGAUGGGGGAUAUGUUAGACAGCGCAAAAUACGCCGAAAUGGAACGAAGCAUGUACUGCGGACAGAACUCUGGGGCGGGGAAUAAGGAAUACCGUGGCUACUUUUAUUUUGCGUUCUUCGAAGCCCCAGACCCAUCAAUGGAGUACAAAUUCUCCAAAGAAAAGAGCGAACGCUUUCAGAAGGAAGUAUUGGAUAAUUCCUCCUUCAAAAUGGAGGAAUCGUGCCAAAGAGAAUUCAUUGCUUGGGUCAUGGAAACUCACAACAUUAUGAUGGAGUACUUGCAUAGUGGAGUAAGCGGGGAGCAAUAUUGCGAAUUUAUACAAAAGGCCUCUAAAGCCAAGACGGAAGACUGGAUCAAGGUCACCGAGUCGGCAUCGUCACCAAACAUGAUAAUCGCUGGAUGCUGUGAGGUGCUAUACGACAUGAAACAGAGGGUGCGGGACUAUAGAAGAGCAUUCAGAGUAUCUGAACGUGGUGCCGGAUUCACCAAGAAAAAGUUCCGGUCUCUCGCACACCCGUGGACAGGCCUGGGGAAACAGGGUGACAAUGAUUUAACGAAGAGGUUUCUGGGCUGCUUGUACAUGCUGGAGAACGACCAGAGAGAGAACAUUUAUAUCAUGAAUAGCGAUUUAUUUGACCCCGAAACUAAAUUGAUACACCGCAAGGUGCGAGUAUUGGCCUCCAACCAUGAAAACAACGAGGGAAAAGAGCUGCAAAAUAGAUUAGAAAAAAUCAUGCGAAUUGCGGAAAUGGAAGAUAAUCACCACGACUUGGACGAAAACGCAAUAAGGUUUAAAAAGAUUAAAAUAAAAAGAUAA
Magnusiomyces paraingens is the source of this 864-nucleotide messenger RNA. RefSeq lists its product as uncharacterized. The coding region runs from base 1 to 864 and encodes 287 amino acids. NCBI's taxonomy places the organism in Eukaryota, Fungi, Ascomycota, Dipodascomycetes, Dipodascales, Dipodascaceae. The transcript has a single exon. The record is from RefSeq and is a predicted model, not a curated record.